Molecule: messenger RNA, 1402 nt
Organism: Puntigrus tetrazona (Sumatra barb)
Lineage: Eukaryota; Metazoa; Chordata; Actinopteri; Cypriniformes; Cyprinidae
Product: serine/threonine-protein phosphatase PP1-beta catalytic subunit
Exons: 8
Coding region: 106-1089 (327 amino acids)
Biological process (GO): regulation of circadian rhythm; circadian regulation of gene expression
Cellular component (GO): cytoplasm; nucleus
Molecular function (GO): protein serine/threonine phosphatase activity
Source: RefSeq, a predicted model, not a curated record
UUGAAUCAGUGACGGGCGAGAUCGGCGCGCGCGCCCGCGAGGCAGGCCGCGUGCGUGCGUGCGCGCGUGCGUCGGGAGCGCGCUGCGAGGCGGGUCUCAGUCAUCAUGGCGGAGGGGGAGCUGGACGUGGAUUCUCUGAUCUCCAGACUGCUGGAGGUGCGAGGAUGCCGUCCAGGGAAGAUAGUACAGAUGACGGAGGCAGAGGUUCGGGGUUUGUGUAUUAAAUCACGAGAGAUCUUCCUCAGUCAGCCAAUCCUGCUGGAGCUGGAGGCUCCUCUCAAGAUCUGCGGCGACAUCCACGGUCAGUACACGGACCUGCUGAGGCUCUUCGAGUACGGAGGCUUUCCUCCUGAAGCUAACUACCUGUUCCUGGGAGAUUACGUGGACCGAGGGAAGCAGUCUCUGGAGACCAUCUGCCUGCUGCUGGCCUACAAGAUCAAGUACCCCGAGAACUUCUUCCUGCUCCGCGGGAACCACGAGUGCGCCUCCAUCAACCGCAUCUACGGCUUCUACGACGAGUGCAAGCGCAGGUUCAACAUCAAGCUCUGGAAGACAUUCACCGACUGCUUCAACUGUCUUCCGAUCGCCGCCAUCGUGGACGAGAAGAUCUUCUGCUGCCAUGGAGGGCUUUCUCCAGAUCUACAGUCAAUGGAGCAGAUCAGACGCAUCAUGAGACCCACAGACGUCCCUGACACGGGGCUGCUGUGUGAUCUGCUGUGGUCAGAUCCUGAUAAGGAUGUUCAGGGUUGGGGAGAGAACGACCGUGGUGUGUCCUUCACCUUCGGAGCGGAUGUGGUCAGUAAAUUCCUGAACCGUCACGAUCUGGACCUCAUCUGCCGCGCUCAUCAGGUGGUCGAGGACGGUUACGAGUUCUUCGCCAAACGGCAGCUGGUCACGCUGUUCUCGGCGCCUAAUUACUGCGGAGAGUUCGACAACGCUGGAGGAAUGAUGAGCGUCGACGAGACCCUGAUGUGCUCCUUCCAGAUCCUGAAGCCGUCGGAGAAGAAGGCGAAGUAUCAGUACGGCGGGAUGAACUCCGGGCGACCUGUGACCCCGCCCAGAACGGCCACGCCCCCAAAGAAACGAUGAAGGGGCGAAGCCACCAUCGGCAUGAAGACUGUCUUGAAAAACACACACACACACACACACACACACACACACACGAGAUGUAGUUAAAGAAACCACGCGCAUUGUUUUUUUUCUGUUAGGGCCUGUUUUAUUCUGGUUUGGUUCUGAGCGUCACGUGUCCAGUGUUUGAACACAUCAGGAGCUCGGCCUCGGCUCGGCCUCACAGCACACUCACUCGCUGUUUUUAUAGUUAACCCUUUCACUCCGCAGGCCUGGUCGAGUCCAACAGGUUCAUAACAUCUGGAUUUUCAGUAAAUAAAGUUUAACAAACCUU